Trichosporon asahii var. asahii CBS 2479 is the source of this 1134-nucleotide messenger RNA. RefSeq lists its product as uncharacterized. Lineage: Eukaryota; Fungi; Basidiomycota; Tremellomycetes; Trichosporonales; Trichosporonaceae. Bases 1 to 1134 code for a protein of 377 amino acids. The record is from RefSeq and is a predicted model, not a curated record. The transcript has a single exon.
AUGGCCCGUGUACCGCAACUGUACGCUAUUCCCCGAGCGCAGCAGUCCCAGCACUCGCAAGUGGAUGACCCAUUCUCCGACCGCUCUGUGCCCUCUCCGAGUGACCGCGACUUGCACGCCCCUCCGGUCCACGAUGAGAGGAACAGCACGAAUCUGUCUUCGAUCGGCGGUCUGCUCCUCGGCGGUGGCAACAACAAGCCGGCGUUCCGCGACGAGGAGGAAUACGUAGGAGUGGACAAGAACUCUCUGCACGCGCGAGUCAUGCGCGAUAUGGUCGAUUCAGCUUAUGAGCCUGCAUACGACGAGCCGACGCCCAACUAUGAGAUGUACGACGACAACAAGGCGCGAGCGAGCCGCUCUCUCAACAAGGCUCCUGCCGGUGGCUACGAGCAGCCGGGUACGCCGACACGCGCGAACCUGCCCAAGCUGCAGAUGCCCACGCCCUCUACCCCGACGAGGCAGUACGCUCAGCUUGGCCCGCACGGCCCGCCGACGCCGAGCACGCCGACGCACCCCAACGGCAAUGGGGCGCCGAUGGGACACCCCAUGUUCAACCCCACCCCGAUGCACCAGCCGCAACCCCAGCGGCCGAUGCCGAAGGUGCUCAUCCCGCACGACACGGGCACGGUCGUUCCCCCGAACACGUUGCCUGUGUCUCCCAUGCUCGCGGCUCCUCCUCGCGCGCACUUCUCGCCGAUGACUCCUCCGGCCUCGCCUUCCUCCAAGGCGAUCGGCGCGAUCGAGGCAAACCUCAACUCGCCCCUGUCCGGCUUCGACAAGAUGCGCGAGAAGGGCACCUGUUUCCGCGAAGGCGAGGACGAGGUGCUGACCUCGUUCUCCCCCCGCAUAACGGGUGAGGGAAGGCCGAGGCCGCGCCCCCGCCAGCCGGGAAACCCGAACGGACGCAAGUCGGCCUUCCGACCGCUGUCGACCGUGGACUUUUGGAAGCGCAUGUCCGUCGUCGCCAAGACCCACGACCCGCGCAAGGAGUCGGAGUGGAUGAAGAGCAAGAAGAGGUCUAUCUGGAAGAACCCGAUGUUCGUCAUCCCGCUCGCCCUCACGAUCAUCGCGGUCAUUGCCGUGAUCGCAUGGGGCGUGCACAAAGUGCAGAACACGGAGAGUCAGAUGGGAUGA